This is a messenger RNA of Elephantulus edwardii (Cape elephant shrew), 288 nucleotides long. RefSeq names its product germinal center-associated, signaling and motility-like (gene GCSAML). NCBI's taxonomy places the organism in Eukaryota, Metazoa, Chordata, Mammalia, Macroscelidea, Macroscelididae. The record is from RefSeq and is a predicted model, not a curated record. The transcript has 3 exons. Gene Ontology annotation, biological process: regulation of B cell receptor signaling pathway; regulation of lymphocyte migration. Bases 1 to 288 code for a protein of 95 amino acids.
AUGUUAAAUAAAAAUGGUCGAAAAGUUUUAGCCACUUCUAAUCAGGAAAAUGAGGAUGACAAUGUUUCUGAAGAAGUUUGUUAUACCAUCAUUGAUCAUGGCAGCUUUCAAAGUUCUUCCCUGGGCUCCCUUGAUGAUGGUUAUGAGAACAUUGACUCCAAAACAAAGAGACCGAGACAAAUUAGAGAUGGGUUAGAAACAGAAUAUGCUCUGCUCAAGGGAGCUUGUGUUUCUAGAUCCCCUUCUUGCACUCAUGAUCAUGAUUAUGAACUUGUGCUGCCUCACUGA